CGGUCAGCGAGCAAUAACCAAUAACGCUACAAAGCCUAACCGAUCUCAUCCUUAUCCGAAACCCCACCGACCUCCUCCUACGCUGAUCUCACGCUCUCCGAAUCCCCCCUAUAAAAUCCACGCCUGAGUCCCGAUCCAUCGGCGCACAGCAUCACGGUUGCUUCGGGCUUGACGGAGAGCUGCAGGCGAGGAGGAGGAGGCGUUCGCGAAAAUGUCCGACAUAGCUCUUCUGGUGGCCGAGGACUACGAGGAGAGGAGGAGGAGGAGCAAGGGGUGGGAGAAGGAGGAGAAGCGCGUCCGCUUCUUGGCUACCUUCUCUGCCAUGGAGGUGGCGAGGAAGACGGCGGCGAUGGCCUUGAAGGGUGUGCGCCGGGCGGUGGAGCCGAGGAGCUCCGUCGGGUCCGCCGCCUCCGACGGGAUCUUCUCCGCUUAGUGGAUCCAUCGUGGAAUUCAAAAUCCAAAUCUGGUUUUGAAAGGGGGAAAAAACAGGAGACGUGUAAAUAUUUCUAUGUUUCUGAUGUAAAAAAUAUGGAACAUAAAGCGGAAUAAUUGCGGUUAAUUUAAAUAAAAAGAAGAAAUCAGGGAUGUUAUCGGAUCCGGAUUUUACCCGAAUCGCCCUUUUACAUAGCAGAGAGACAAGAGAGCGGAUACCUCACAAAAUGGUACCCCUCCGUCGCCUACUCUGCGCCGCCGCCGCCGCCCGCCCCUUCUCCUCUGUGGCGCCCGAGGCCCGCACGCAGAGGAUCCAGCAGAUCGCCGAUGAUCUUCUUUCCCUGACGGAGGAGGAGCGCAAGGACUACUCUAUCCUGUUCCGUCUCCGCCUCGGACUCCACAAUCUGGUGCAGUCCGGCGCCGGGCUGCCCUCCGCUGCGCCGGGUCAGGCGGCCGAAGCUGCGAGCGUGGUCGAGGAGAAGGAGAAGACUGCGUUCGACAUUAAGCUGGAGAAGUUCGACGCGGCGGCCAAGAUCAAGGUCAUCAAGGAGGUGAGAACGUUCACCGAUUUGGGGCUGAAAGAGGCCAAGGAGCUGGUGGAGAAGGCCCCCGUCGUGCUCAAGACCGGGGUGACAAAGGAGGAGGCGGAGGCGAUCGCUGCCAAACUCAAGGCGGUCGGCGCCACUAUCGCGCUGGAGUAGAAACAUAAGUCAAGGUCUCAAUUUUACACCAUUUUCAUGUUCAUUAUUGCCUAUCUUCAGCAAGGAAACUGGUCGAACUAAUUGAAUGCAUUUUUUUUUUCGAGCACAAACUAAAAGACUUGAUUCUGUUGGCCUGUUCUCAGUUUUCUCCUAAAACAUAGUCCUUCAGUGUAGAAUCAAUGGUUGCUGCAAGUUCAUUAUCUUGUUUUAGCUAAAGUGACACUAAUUGGUAUUUUAAUCUAAGAACUAAGCUUCUGUAUUGUUCA
Molecule: messenger RNA, 1399 nt
Organism: Zingiber officinale
Lineage: Eukaryota; Viridiplantae; Streptophyta; Magnoliopsida; Zingiberales; Zingiberaceae
Product: 50S ribosomal protein L7/L12-like
Exons: 1
Coding region: 585-1133 (182 amino acids)
Biological process (GO): translation
Cellular component (GO): ribosome
Molecular function (GO): structural constituent of ribosome
Source: RefSeq, a predicted model, not a curated record